AUGUCGGUUACGUUUAUUUUGAGGCCCGGCCUGAACACCGGCCCGGGCCGGCCCAGCCCGGCAGCCAAGUCUAUUCUGGAUGGGACUAGUCCACCAAAAAGAAACCCAGCGAUUUUGCGAACAGGUCUAAUAUAUUCCCCAUUUUGUCUUGUUGUUGACUGACAUAACGUGCUUUACGCUUUGGACAAAACAUUGCAGCAAAUUUUGAAACUUCAGGAAAUAAACAAAGCCUUAUAGCAUUUCCAAAGUUUCUAUAUUUACCCUGCAAAGGUCAGUGAAUGGACCGUAAACAACUAUGAAUCAACUUCUUUUUAUCACACCGACGUUCUUUUCUCGAAACGAAGGGUCAUCGUUGAAUCAUAUACAAAGCAGGGAGUAAACCUUCAAACGGCUAUCCCUUUCGGGUACAAGUAUGGUCGUAAAGUUUUUUUUAUCUACCCUUGAUUGGUUUUUUGACCGGAUGGGCACUCCUGUAAAUAAACGAGAGGGAGAGGUUUCUUGGUUUGGAAAAAAAAGAAAAAUUGAUCCAGAAGGGAAAGUAGUCCAAGAGCGUCGCACAGAUUUUGAUGAAACUUGGCACAUUAUUAUUACAAGGAUGGGCCGAGCUUAUUGAAUGAAAGUGGGCAAAAAUGUGUCCGGUUUUUAAAAAUUUUAGCAUAAAAAGUUUCAUGCCUGUUCCUACCGUAGAAGGUAAUGCUCUCCCAAAAAAUAAUUUUUUUCCUAACCUUAAGGACACCUCGUCUUUGUGCAAGAUUUAAAAAAGAUCAGGGCGUCACUAGACAUGGCUGGGGGGCCGGGAGAGGUCGGCCCGGCCCCCUUCAAAUUUUCUCAGCCCGGCCCGGCCCCCUGGGGAGGGCUGGGGGGGGGGGGUUGUACUACCUUAGACCAUAAAUUUUUGAAACAAAAAAUGACCAACCAUUGCCUAAAGUACUUAAAAAAACCCAAUCGCUUCUUGGCUCUGCAUUUUAUUUUUAUUGGAAACCUUAAUUUUCGCUUUGAGACUGAGAAUUUUAGUCAUUGGGGGCCGAGUGGGGGCCUGGCGGGGGCCCCCGGUCGGCCCUGCCCCGGGCCUUUAAAACUCGUUCGGCCCGGUCCACUAGCCAUGUCUACGCGUCACUUUAGACUCUUCACUUGUCAGUUAUCAGUCUGUCGGGAAAAUAAUGAGCACAAAUGUCUUCACGUUGCAGAACAACUGAAAAGCGAUUUGAUUUUGUCGCGACACAAUUCAUUUUCUCGGCGACGAUGCGAUUUUCGAUGCGACAGAGUGCUCAUUACUUUCCCGACAGACUGUUAACUGACAAGUGAAGAGUCUAAAGUGAAGCUCUGAUCCUCUUUAAAUCUUGUAUACUAUGGCUAUAUAACCACAUAACAAAUGCUGAAAAAAUGUGGCUCCUCCAUAGCUCGCGCUUUGGAGGAGCCGCUGAGGUAUCAAACGAUUAUAACGUUGUCCACUUACUAAUAGUGCCAAUUUCAGAUCCCAACCAACUGCACUUCUGCCUCCAGAAAGCUCCAAAAUCAAUCCAGGGAGUGGUCGGCACGAGUCACAAUACCCAUUGUGCUGCUUAUCACCGGAAGCCCGAAAAACAAGUCAAACAUUGGGGCCCUUAA
Molecule: messenger RNA, 1608 nt
Organism: Bursaphelenchus xylophilus (pine wood nematode)
Lineage: Eukaryota; Metazoa; Nematoda; Chromadorea; Rhabditida; Aphelenchoididae
Source: the annotation of a GenBank genome assembly